This is a messenger RNA of Drosophila sulfurigaster albostrigata, 5090 nucleotides long. RefSeq names its product protein mesh (gene mesh). The record is from RefSeq and is a predicted model, not a curated record. NCBI's taxonomy places the organism in Eukaryota, Metazoa, Arthropoda, Insecta, Diptera, Drosophilidae. Gene Ontology annotation, biological process: cell-matrix adhesion.
CUGACAGGUUGGAAGCAGUCGACAGGUUUCGCCAACGCCCCAACUUCAGUCCUAACUGAGCGUGGCGCUGAAUCGAACGUAUUUUUCUGGCUCUUAAGUGCGCCACGAAAUACGUAUAAAACGAAAACGAAUCGAGAAAAAAAUACAAUAAAUAUUAGAUAUAGUAGGUGAUAAAAAGGAAAAGUGAGAAUGCGCUUCAAACUGUUUGUGGUCUGUGCGCUGGCCUGCGGCUUCAUGGCCUACGUGCUGGCCAACGAGAAUGUAUCAACGGAAGUGGAAGAUCAAAUUAUAAAGACCGUGCCCGCGAAUAAAGCACCCAAAAUUGUUGAAGCUGCCGAAUUUGUCGAGAUUCCCGAGGAGCUCAAAACGACACCCGCUGUCAAAAAGGUCGACAAAGUGUCGCCACCCGCAGCAGUCGCUCCAGCAGCAGCAAAGGCAUCGUCUCCUGCACCAGCUGCGGCUAAGCCACAAGCCAAGCCAAUUGUACAGGCAGCAGUGGCAGCGGCGGCGCCAAUGAAGCUGUUGCCCGUUGCCUCGAGUCGCGGCACAGAUGACAUUUUAACUGUGGCUGGACUGAAGCCACAGACCAAAUCUGGGGCACUAGUUAUGCCAUUGGAAUACCUUGGCGAGCUGUACGAUGUGGAUACCAGUGGCUACAAUUGGGAUCCCAACAACAAUGUGGCGCCACCGGAUACGGCCUCAACCGCUGCUGGUGGUUAUACAAUUACCUCCGCCCGUCUCGCCGAGCUGCGACAAAAUUUCAUGUACUGGUUCUUCGACAAGGACAUGUAUGGUGGCCGUGGCGACUAUCAGUUUGACAUUCAUGCCUCGAUGACGCAGCUGCACAAGAAUCUGAACUUCCAGAUGCCCUUCUACGGUUUCCGUUUCAACUACACACGCCUCUCGCUUAAUGGCUACUUGGAGUUCUCUGACCCACCCGAGUAUCUCACCUAUCCACUGGUCUUCCCCAUCAAGGACUGGCCGGUUAAACGGGAUCCCUCGUUCAUGGGCAUCUUCUUCAGUAAGUGCCGCGUUGGCCGCAUCUAUCCCACUGAUAUCGACCAGCGUACACCCGGCGUUUACUGGCGUGUGGUACGUGAUCUGAUGGGACGCACGGACCGUUUUGGUGUCGAGGUGCGAGAGCGCACCAUGUGGGAUAUUCGCACUGGCGUUGUGGGUGCUGAUACCUUUGUGCCCAAGCACGUUGUGAUCGCCACCUGGAAGAAUGUCUCCUUUGCCGGCGGCAUUGACAACUCGCUUUUUACGACAAACACAUUCCAAAUGGUUUUGGCCACCGAUGAAGUCUACACUUAUGCCAUCUGGAACUAUGCGGUGCUUAAUUGGUUGUCGCAUACUGAAGCUGGCGGCGAUACGACCAAGGGCGAGGGUGGCACUCCAGCAUAUGUCGGUUUCAACGCUGGCAACGGCACCCAGGCUUAUGAGUAUAAACCUUACAGUCAGAACAUGGUCAUCAGGGACUUGGCCAAUCGUGGUUGGGGCAACGGUUUCCCAGGCCGACAUAUUUUCCGCCUCGAUGAACAAAUUCUAAUCGGCUCGUGCAACAAAGAUAUAGAUGCUGCCCUGCUGCCACUGACCUUUGCUCCCGAGUCGGGCAACAUGUUGGGUGGCCAGGUGGUCAACAUAACUGGACCCUGCUUCGAUCCUGACAUACGCGUUACUUGCCAUUUCGAUACCGAGUCUGUGCUGGGUACCUACGUCGAUCGUAAUCGUGUAAUUUGUGUGCAGCCCUUCCUCAAGGCCGAGGGUUAUAUACGCUUCCAGAUCUCGGUGGGCACUCAGCGUUUCAAGUGGCGUGGAAAGUACUUUGUGGAGACACCCGCCGCGGCCACUGAGAAGAUUUUCUUUGCCACCGACGAUGUGCACAAGAAGAAUCCCAACGAGAUUCGCAUCACCUGGAAUGCCUUCAAUUUGACAUCGAAUGCGAACGCGAAUGUUAUGAUUUCACUGUGGGGUUAUCGUGAAACAAAAAUCGAACCACAACUCGAAUACAUUGAUGUCAUCGAGGCCAGUCUGACAAAUACGGGCAGCUAUGUGAUCACACCCUCCAAUUACCUCAACCGCCACAACAUCAACAAUGACAUGCAGUUUGGCUUCCUGCAGAUCAAUCUGACCCAGCCCGACCAAUACUCCAACCUGGCGCUUAGUCCCAUCCUGUGGUCACGGCCCAUUCCGCUGGCCUGGUAUAUGGCGCCCCAAUGGGAGCAGAAGCAUGGCAAACGUUGGCCCCGCGCUCUAUGCGAUAAUUGGAUCCGUGCCGACCGAUUCCUCAGAAACUUUGCCGCCGACUUGCCGCUUUGUCCCUGCACCCUGGAGCAGGCUGUGCUCGAUAAGGGUCGCUUCCGGCCGGAUCGUGAGUGCGACAAGGACUCGAACCCCAGUUGCUUGCGUCAUCGUGGCGCUAUACAUUGUGUUGUCAGUGGAACGCCAGUUGCCCAAGGUGCUGAGCAGCAGUGUUGCUACGAUCGCUAUGGAUUCCUGAUGUUGACCUACGAUCAAAUGUGGGGCUCGCGUCCACGCCGUAUUCACAACCUGGGCAAGAUGCCAUGGAACGAGGCCAGCAAAGUGCCAUCGCUUUCGAUGUGGUUCCACGAUAUGCGUCCAUUCUACUCCUGCUGCUUCUGGCAGGAAGAACAGGCUGUUGGCUGUGAAACCUAUCGCUUUGAGCGUCGCCCUUCGCAGGAUUGUGUUGCUUAUCAGGCCCCUGGCGUUGCUGGCGUCUUUGGUGAUCCACAUUUGAUUACGUUUGAUGGCACACAGUAUACUUUCAAUGGUUUGGGUGAGUUUGUGUUGGCUCGCAGUACCGAUCAAAGCGAACGCUUUGAGGUGCAGGGUCGCUUCCAGCAGAUGCCACCGAAUUAUUACGGCCAGGUGAUGGCCACUCAGCUGACUUCGGUUGCCAUGCGUGGCAAUACAACAACGACAAUUGAGGUUCGUCUGCGUCCACUGCACGCUCGCUGGCGUUAUCGUCUGGAUGUGCUUGCCGAUGGCCGAAAGGUGUACUUUGAUCGCGAGAGUUUGAAGUUCCAGCACUUUGAUGGUGUCACCGUGUAUACUCCAACGUAUCUGCUGAAUCAGUCACAGGUUGUGGUGCAGUUUGAUGCGGGCAUUGGCAUUGAGGUCGUGGAGAACGAGGGCUUUAUGACGGGUCGUGUCUUCUUGCCGUGGAAGUUUAUUAAUAAAACUGCUGGCUUGUUUGGCAACUGGAGCUACAACAAGUUGGAUGACUUUACGCUGCCCAAUGGCCAAGUGGCUUCCAUCAAUACCAACGACAUGCGCAGUCUGUAUUACAACUUUGGCCUCAAAUGGAUGCUCACAGAUCGCGAUGUGUCUGGUGUGGGUGCAGCAUUGUUUACACGCGAGUUUGGACGCAUGGCCAGCUACUAUUCGAAUGCCUCGUUUGUGCCGAACUUUGUGAUGAACCCGGUUGAUUUCUUGCCCGCCAAUCGCAGCUAUGAUGUGGAUCGUGCUGAGGAGUUGUGUGGCGAGUGUUCACAGUGUGAAUAUGAUUAUGCAAUGACGCUGGAUCGAGAUUUGGCGCACUUCACAAAGAACUAUUACGAGACUUUGGUCAACAUGCAGACGGAGAAUGCACAACGCGUGGUUUCCUGUGGCGUGUUGCAAACGCCGCGCUUUGGACGCAAGCUCAGCUUUGACUUUAUGCCUGGUGCAAAGGUUGCGUUUGAGUGCAAUGAAGGUUUCAUUUUGGUGGGUGAUCAGCGUCGCGAGUGCUUGGCGAAUGGUCUGUGGAAUCUACCCGAAUAUGGCUACACCGAGUGUCUGCGUGAAGUGUAUUACACGCGUCGUAUCGCUUUCAUUGCAAUUGGCAUUAUCCUGCUCGUUAUUGUCCCGCUGAUGCUCUGCAUUGUGUGCGGAGUCUAUCGCUAUCGUCAGAAGCAGUUGAAGGAGGAUCCCCACUGGCAGAUGCCUGUGCUGCCGCGUUCACGCGCCGGCUCGGCACGCAAUUUGCGUGUACUGAACUAUGAUCCAGAAGACGAUAGCGAUACCGAUGCGAGCACGCUGAAAAAAACUAAGAAAUGGGAUCUGGACAUGAACGACGAGGAUGUGACAUCAUCGGAAGGUGAGAAACCCAAGCAGACCGGACGUCGCUCCCUCCGCUCUGGCUCCGGCACCGAACUGAAUCACGAUGGCACCGCCAUCGAUGAUGAGGCUGGCCAUCAUGAUGACGAUGAUGACUACGAUGAGGGUGACAUACACACGGGCACUGUGCAUCCGGCUGGCUACCAUCAGCCGCUGUCGCCCGAGGAGGCCGACCACUUGCAUCAGCAGCAAUACAGCCCGACGUUCAGCGGCGUCGAUAGUCGCACAAGUGGCGCCAGCUCCAUCAACUACACGCCCCAGGCAGCGGCACAGAAUCGUUUUGGCGGCGUGCCCGUGUUGCCCAACAACACGCAGUACUACAAUAGGCCGCCAUCGGGUGUGCCACAAGCAACUGCAGCUGCCACAGCAACGCCUGUGCGCAUUGCGCCCACACAGCUGACGCAAGACAGUGGACUGCCCUCACCUCCGCUGCCGCAUGCCACAUCGCCAACGCCAUCGGUGCAAAAGUCCACAGAGGUUUAGGACUUGCCACCAAAACUCAUGCAUUCCAUACUACAUUUGCCUAAUGUGCACAGGCUACAAAGUUCAAAUUUGUAUAACUAAUUUCAUACACACACACACACAUAUAACAUAACAUUACUAUUAUACUACCUAAUAAUUAUUGUACUUGUAUUGUUUAACUUUGUAAAUUGCCCACCUGUCAUCGUAAUUUGUACUCGUAAUUGUUUCUACUGUUCUUCGACCAUGACUUUUUGCAAUUUUCACCACUUACAAAACAAUACAACAUAUAUACUAUAGUCCUAUGCAUAAUGUAUAACCCAAAUAGCCCAAGAAUAUUAACUUUACUGUUUACAUUUUAUUAUUUAAAUAUUUCAUUCAACACAAGGGAAUUUGUUGUUGUUGGCCAUUUUGUACAUUUUGCCACUGGUUACGAGUUAAACAAUUAUCUGUUUUUGUCAAUUGUAAAGUUCAUCAUUUAAUAAAUAAUAAAAUACUUUGUUAAUACUAAA